Funneliformis geosporum is the source of this 1002-nucleotide messenger RNA. Lineage: Eukaryota; Fungi; Glomeromycota; Glomeromycetes; Glomerales; Glomeraceae. The record is from the annotation of a GenBank genome assembly.
AUGGCCAAAACCAAGCAACCAAAAUAUCAGCACGUAUUUACUUUAGACAAUUUCAAAAAGAAUGCGACUAGUAAUAUUAAUGUCGCACUACCUGACCCUAACAACGUUUUGUCCUUUGGGGCUAAGAAGAGCGAUAAAGAGAUUGUGUACAGUUCAAAUUUUAAUCUCGAUGUCGAAAUCCUUUUAAAUAACUCUACUACAACUCGUCUUGCGAUGAAAAAUAAAAAAGAGGGCGUCACAAAAAGAGUUCCACGUCGUCAAAACCCAUGGAUUCUUUAUCGUAGAGAUAAAAGUGUGAAUCCCUAUUUUAUCGGCAUGAAAUCUUCCAUGAUUUCGAAAAUAAUUGGAAAAAUGUGGAAUGAAGAGUCAGAAGACGUAAAGGAAAUUUAUGCUGCGCUUGCUAGAAUGGCUGAAGCAAGGCAUAUGGAAAAGCAUAAAGAUUAUAAAUACAAUCCUAAACUUCACAAAAGACCUAAAAGCUCACCAAUCUUCUCUGAAUAUGAAGAAAUUGCCAAUUUGGAUAACGCUUCUUCCUCCUACAGCUCGCCACAAAUUUCUCAAUUUGUAAGUUUGGAUGAAGGCAGUUCUAAAGAUAUGAAGGACGUGACAUAUUUAGAUUCGAGCUCCGAAUUUGAAAUAUAUAAUAUAUUGGAUAAUGAGUCCAUUUCCUCCUCCUCGGUCCCUAGCUCCCCGCAAAACCUUGAAAAAUACUAUACCCUUCCCAAUCAUUUCCCGUCGAUAAACUCAAUCAAUCAAUCACCGUCGACAUUAUCCCCUGUAGAAUUUAAUAAAUUUACAACAUUGGAUGAAUUUGUGCAACCACCAGACAUCAUAAAUGAUAUCUCGGCCGUUUUUCUUUGUUCUAACUCUAAUGAAAACAUAGUAAUCGACGACUCUGAAAUUAUGAUGCCGCCACAAUUUUCAGAAAUGCCAUUAAAUUAUUAUGAAUUUAUUUCCGAAGAUAAUUCUUUCGAAUUAUUUAAAGGAUUUCAAUUUGACUGA